Cimex lectularius (bed bug) is the source of this 2712-nucleotide messenger RNA. Its product is annotated as facilitated trehalose transporter Tret1-like. Bases 315 to 1985 code for a protein of 556 amino acids. Gene Ontology annotation, cellular component: membrane. The record is from RefSeq and is a predicted model, not a curated record. The transcript is spliced from 7 exons. Gene Ontology annotation, molecular function: sugar transmembrane transporter activity. Lineage: Eukaryota; Metazoa; Arthropoda; Insecta; Hemiptera; Cimicidae. Gene Ontology annotation, biological process: transmembrane transport; carbohydrate transport.
UUAAAAGAUAUUCGAUUGAGUACAUACAUUUUUUUAAAUUCUUUUAAGUUCUCUGGAGUAACAACUGGUAUACCCCAAGGGACUUCAGAGUGCCGGCCUGAAUGUUCCGCGAGUUCUCCCCGUUGCGCGAAGCCGAUUUUUUUGGAAUAGGUAGUACUGGUCUAUAUAAGCACAGGCAGGCUGCUUCGAGCUUGUAUUUACAGCCCCGCGUUAAGUGUGCACGUGUGCCAAGGGAGAGUGACAGCGGAUUGUUCAAGUUUUCGUUUUUUUUUAUUUUAUUUUUUUAUUAAAUAAUUAUUACACGCCCGUCAACAAUGACCAAACUAAUCUACUCAUGCGUAGGGACCGAAGAGGAGAGGAGACUGGUCCCAGGGAGGUACACGCCGAGUCCUAUUCACUCAGCGACGUCGUCUUCCGUAUCGGUUUCAAGCACGAGCGCUCUCAUCCCCGACACGACUUCCAGGCCCGACUCGGACAAGAAUUACUAUCAACCCGAGAAAGAAAAAAUGACGCAGAAAGAGAAGAAUAUAAUUCUUCACCCGCUGGAGGGUUUGAACGAUGAGAAGAAAUUGGAAGAAGUGCAAAACAGAAAGCCAAGCUGCGCCGCACUCGGGCGACAAGGCUUGGCUGCUGUUACCGUGUCAAUUUGUUCCGCUGUUGUGGGAUUUUCAUCGGCUUACUCAUCACCUGCACUGGCAUCUAUGAAUCAACCUGAAAGCAGACUUCACAUCACGCUUCAAGAAGCUUCUUGGAUCGGAAGCCUGAUGCCUCUUUGCGCUCUUCUCGGCGGAGUACUAGGUGGGCCUUUGAUCGAAUCUUUUGGCCGGAAAAUGACAAUUUUUGCGACAACUCUUCCUUUUACUCUAUCAUUUCUGUUGAUCUCAUACGCUGUGAACAUUCCAAUGAUUAUGGUCGGACGUGCCAUCACUGGUUUCUGCGUGGGUGUAUCCUCUUUGGCGCUGCCGGUUUAUUUGGGUGAAACCUUGCAACCUGAAGUGAGGGGCAUGUUCGGACUUUUUCCCACGACGAUAGGAAACUUCGGAAUAUUGCUCGCGUUCUUCUUGGGAAAAUACCUCGACUGGUCGGAACUGGCACUAUUCGGAGCUCUACUCCCGGUGCCCUACUUCAUUAUGCUAUUUUUCAUACCGGAAACUCCAAGCUGGUACAUCAGCAAAGAAAAAGAAACUCGAGCCAAGAUGGCUUUACAAUGGUUUCGAGGAAGUGCAACCGAUAUAACAAAAGAAUACGCCGAAUUAAUAAAAAUCCGCAAAAUGGACAACGAAACUGUUUCCUUCAAAGAGCUCUUCAGUAGAAAAUAUAUCUGGCCUUUAUGUAUCUCCAUCGGGCUUAUGUUUUUCCAGCAGCUUAGCGGAAUAAACGCAGUCAUCUUCUACACCGUCAAUAUCUUCAGGGAUGCUGGAAGCACGAUAGACUCGAACAUUUGUGCGAUUAUAGUUGGAUGUGUUAAUCUGGGCUCGACUUUGGUCGCAACAGCCCUGAUCGACCGAGUCGGAAGAAAAGUGCUUAUGUACAUUUCCAAUACUGUCAUGGCUUUAACGCUUUUCACCCUGGGAACUUUCUUUUAUUUGAAAGAUCGUGGUACGGAUUUGACCGAAUUCGGUUGGAUACCUUUGGUCAGUUUCGUCCUGUUUGUCAUCGGCUUUUCCAUCGGCGCCGGCCCGAUCCCUUGGUUGAUGAUGGGAGAAAUCCUACCUUCGAGAGUAAGAGGCAUUGCUGCUUCUUUAGUGACAGGAUUCAACUGGAGCUGUACCUUCAUCGUCACGAAGACUUUUAUCGAUUUGACCGAAGCGAUCGGUUCUGACAGCGCUUUCUGGCUCUUCGGCAUCAUCUGCGUCGUUGGCUUAUUCUUCGUGAUUUUCUUCGUACCCGAAACAAGAGGAAAAACUCUAGAAGAUAUUGAAAAAGAAUUCAGACCUAAAGAUUUAAGGAGUGAAGAUUCCCAAGAGCAGACAAUUUCCGUCUAGAAAUUCAGUAAAACACAUAUGGAUUAAGAAAAGAAAUCGAUACAUUCCUAACGUUAGUACCACCAAACAAGAAAAAACACGUUUACGUGUAAUAAAAUGUGAUAUGAUUAAUAGUCUGAAGAAUUACAAAUAUUAGAUGUGCCUUUCCGGACAAAAUUUGUUUAAUUUUAACUAAAUUUGAUGUAACCUUAGAGAAAGAAAAUUUGUCAGAAAUCCAACGUAAAUUUAUCCAUUAAACCUAAUCAGAAAGAAAUCACUGACGUCAAAUAUCUCAGUUGUUUUACGAUUCCGCACAAUUUAAAUGCCAAAGAUGAAAAUUAACAAUUUUAAUAUUUAAUUAAUUAUAAUUUAUUAAGUCAUUCCUUUUAGAAAAUAAUAUUUAUUUGGAUACAAGUUCAAAUACUUGCAUUUACAUUAGAUUUAAUAAGAUAUGAUAAAUAGUAUCAUUAAAAAAAUAACCAAUGUUUUUAUAUUUCUAAAAUAAAAUACCAUUAGAUCUAGCAUAAUUUGUAUUUUAAGCAAAAAGUGAUACUAGAUGAGAAAAGCAAUGAUGCUAAGGCUUUUCCUUUUGAUAUUUUAGAAAAGAGCAAAAAAAAUUGUACAAAGUCAUUCCUUAGAAAUAAUAAAGGUGGGCUGAGUAAUUCAAUUCACCUUUUGUUUUUCAACUUUAUAUACUUUACAAAAAGUGAAUCAUUCCUUUGGAUUUAUACUAUUUAUUUAUAAAAAG